AUGUUCGCCACCCCUCGCGUGCUGCCCCGCGGCGGGUCCUUGGCCCUCGCGUGCUUCCUGGUGGUGCUCGCCGUCGCCGCCGCGCAGGAUCAGGACCCUACGGAACGCCUAGUGGACGACGAAAUCAACAGACUGGGCACGGCCCAGGACCGCGAUGAAAUGACCCCGGCGAGGCGGUUUGUGGACUCGCUGGUGGCGGCGGCCGUGUCGGGAGCCGCGUCCACGGACGAUCUGUUUCGCAACGCGUCCGGUUUCGGGGACAACGCCCUGUGGCGCGAUCUGAUCGUCGAGUGCGGAGCGUCGGUGGAGCUGGCGUGCGUCAAGAAGAACGUGUUGAAGUACCUGGACCGCACGGUCAGCUCCAGCGGCAACGUGACGCUCACGGACGGCGUGGUGUUCGAACGCAACCACCGCGUGUGGGAGAACAAGUACGAGCGCGGCCUCAACGAGGGGGUGGGUAGUGAGGGGAGGGCCGUGGGGUCGUUCGAGGACGUGACGGACGCCCUCAUGGACAAGGGCGAGCGCUUCCUGCAUCUGCACGACCUGCGCCUGCAGCUGCCGUCCGCCAUAAUGGACGGUGCGGUGCUGCGGCUGUCGCCUCGCGCGCUGGCCGAGGGCGGCGGCGCGCUGCUCACCAUCGAGCCGCCCCCGGCAGCCCCCGAGGGACGCAUUCUCUUCAAGCACAAGAAGAUCCGGCGGCGGCUGUUGCUUGCCCUGUUCGCGCUGCUGCUGGUGGUGAAGCUGCUCAAAGUGGCCGCCAUGUUCCUGAUGCCCAUCAUCCUGGGCGUGGGCACGGCCAAGAAGAUCCUGCUCAAGGUGCUGCUGUUCCUGUUCCCGGCGCUCACGCACCUCUUCAAGUUCUGCUCCUACUACCACGGCCUGCACGCCGCCAAGUACCACCACCACCACCACCAGAUCGCGCACCACCACCACCACGUGCCGGUGCACGUGCCGGUGCCCGUGCAC
Molecule: messenger RNA, 966 nt
Organism: Gryllus bimaculatus (two-spotted cricket)
Lineage: Eukaryota; Metazoa; Arthropoda; Insecta; Orthoptera; Gryllidae
Source: the annotation of a GenBank genome assembly